Molecule: messenger RNA, 1044 nt
Organism: Penaeus chinensis
Lineage: Eukaryota; Metazoa; Arthropoda; Malacostraca; Decapoda; Penaeidae
Exons: 6
Coding region: 1-1044 (347 amino acids)
Source: RefSeq, a predicted model, not a curated record
AUGGAAGAUAGGCUUUACGCGGAGAUCGAGAGUGAAGACACAAAAGAAAGGAACGAUUAUCUUGUCAGUGUUGUGCAGGUCUUGAGCGAUACCAGUAAAACUAACCUCACCCACUCUUCACAUUACCUGUACCCAACAAAAAUUAUGAUUCCCGCCCUCCACGAUACCCAGGCGUCAUACCCACCUACCACCACCCUCCGUAGCCCUCCUUCACAAAUCCCAUCUCCAACACCCACCGCAGCCCACUAUUGCACAUCAACACCACCCACUGCAGCCCGACUUCAAAGAGUACCCAUCCCACCCACCGUAGUCCACCUUCACGGAACGUCUUCAGCACCCACUGCAACCCCCCUUCAGAGAACACCUACCGAAGCCCACCUUCAGGGAACACCUACCGAAGCCCCCUUUAAGAGAAUACCUACCGAAGCCCCCCUUCAGAGAACACCCACCGCAGCCCCCCUUCAGAGAACACCCACCGCAGCCCCCCUUCAGAGAACACCUACCGAAGCCCACCUUCAGAGAACACCCACCGCAGCCCACCUUCAGAGAACACCCACCGCAGCCCCCCUUCAGAGAACACCUACCGAAGCCCACCUUCAGAGAACACCCACCGCAGCCCACCUUCAGAGAACACCCACCGCAGCCCACCUUCAGAGAACACCCACCGCAGCCCACCUUCAGAGAACACCCACCGCAGCCCACCUUCACCCUUCCCUCUCCCCGCCACCCCGGUCCUCCUGUCAUCGCUCCGUCCCGCUGACCGCCGGACCGCCUGUCACGUCCUUCGCUGCCCAGGGGACGGAAAUCGCCGAGAGACGCAUGAAGGAGCAUCCCGUGGGCGUUUCUGAUCUCAGGGACUCCGUGAUUCAGCAAGAAGAUGGCAACCCACCUGCGCGCUGCCGAAGCUAUUGCUGUGUUUCAAGGGAUUACACGGUCCAGCGCCACCCUGGACGCUUAUCAGAGGCUGGCCUUAUCUCAGGUUACCUUCGCGAGGGCGUCCUGCAGGUCUUCAGGGAGCGAACAAGGGGUCGAGUGGUUGGUUGA